AUGGUUUAUCAGAAGACACAACCAAAAUCCAGUGAGGAAGGGCAGCCGUCAAAGGAGGCAGACUACUGCAGGGACCUGAGCCACAUCGCCGCCUUGUUCCUCCUUUAUCUGCUUGAGGAGGACGUAUUCUGGGCACUGGCCCAGAUGCUGGCUGGUGAGAGGCACUCCCUGCAGGGAUUCCACAGCCCAGAUAGCGCAAGGGUCCAGGGCCUCCAACACCACCAGGAGCAUGUGGCACCCACACCAUACCCCAAGACCACGAGGCACGCAAUCUCUCUCGGGCUCACCCUGAGCCUUUGGGACGUGUAUUUGCUAGAAGGGAAACAGGUGUCGACGCCAAUGGCAUGCACUGCCUUUAAGGUUCAGAGGAGUAAGUCCAUGUGUGCCCAGUGGGGUCUGGGGAGCACAGGGGUCAGACCCUGA
Molecule: messenger RNA, 423 nt
Organism: Gorilla gorilla gorilla (western lowland gorilla)
Lineage: Eukaryota; Metazoa; Chordata; Mammalia; Primates; Hominidae
Product: TBC1 domain family member 3K-like
Exons: 4
Coding region: 1-423 (140 amino acids)
Source: RefSeq, a predicted model, not a curated record